AUGAAACUAGGAAGAGUUAUUUGUAAAUUUCUACGAAAAUGUCCAAAAACAAUACGGCGGUUGUAUUCAGAAAGUUCGGCGAUAGUAGAGUGUGGGCCGAAUUUGGACGAUAGAGGGAUUUGCGCAGUGCAGGCUUGCGACCCAGAGAAAUGUUACCCAGAACCACGAGUGGUUAUCGUAGGUGCUGGCAUGGCUGGGCUUUCAGCUGCCGCGAGGCUCUCUCAACGAGGCAUCAACAACAUUGUCGUGCUUGAAGCAUACGAAAGGCCCGGAGGCCGUAUCCAUUCGUGUUGGAUUGGAGAUAUUGUUGCUGAACUUGGAUCGCACUGGAAACCGGAUAAUUGUUGCACUCAUCCAAUUUAUAUGAUGUCCGCUACUGAAAGCCCUCCUCGAGCCGGAGUCCCUGGCACGGAGCACACUCGAGGCUUAUUCAAUCGCAUCGUUACCGGUAAAAUGGCGUAUCCGCCUACUGUGACUUCUUAUUAUAAAUUUCGACAAAUAGAACAAGAAGCAGCGAGCAUUUACUGCCUUGGCGGGAAUAAACAACAAGGGUCUCUCAUUAAUUUUAUGAGUUUGAGAAUUCAGCAAGAAUUGCAUGAGUAUCCCGACGAUCAGCAGCAUGACGCGGCUCGAAUAAUGUUUGGCCUCGCCCACAUGCUUAACGCGAGAUGUGGCGAUGAUACAGCAAUGUUGUGCGCCGAUCAUUUGGGUUGCUUCAUGAAUAUGCCCGGUGGAGAAGUUCGGGUGCCGUUAGGUUUGGUCGGAAUUCUCGCUCCAAUUUUACGUCAAAUACCAGAAGGAGCGAUUAGAUAUUGCAAACCAGUAAAUUGUAUUUAUUGGGGUACAUCACAAAAAUCUGGAUUCAGAGCCACCGUUUACACAACCGAUGGAGAAGAAUUUCCUGCCGAUUACGUAAUUAUUACUGUUUCCUUGGGCGUUCUUUUUUCAAACUCAAAUAGACUGUUCUGUCCUGCUUUACCUGCAUCUAAAAUAGAUGCGAUGCGUUGUCUGGGAUUCGGGUACUGCAAUAAAAUCUACAUGGAAUAUUGUCGUCCAUUUUGGUUUUGGCACAAGGGAAACCUAAACUUUAAAUACUGUUGUAAGGAAUUGUGUUAUCGUUGCGACUGGACACGAGGUAUAACAGCUAUAGAAGUUGUGCCGAACAGUAAACACGUAUUGUGCGUUUGGGUCGUAGGCCAAGAAGCAAUGAUGAUGGAGGGUCUUUGUGAUAAAGACGUGGCAGAAGGGGUCACUGAUGUUCUACGAUACUCCACAGGGAACGACUGUAUACCUUAUCCAGUGACUAUUUUGAGGUCACAUUGGACAUCAGAUCCCUUCUUUUGCGGAGCUUACUCUUACGAAAAUACAUCUUCUGAUGGUCAAGCACAACGAGCUUUGGCAUGUCCACUUCCAGGACCAAGUGAGCCGGUUCCCCCAAUUCUUUUAUUCGCCGGAGAAGCAACCGUACCUGGUCACUAUGCUACUGUAUCGGGCGCCAGACUCAGUGGAAUAAGAGAAGCUGAAAGAAUCGUUCAAUUAACCUUACAGUUCAAAGGGCCGCCGCUGCCAUUUGUUGCACCAAAUGCAUCAAAAACACCAAAAUAA
Messenger RNA from Bombyx mandarina (wild silkworm), 1605 nucleotides. Its product is annotated as peroxisomal N(1)-acetyl-spermine/spermidine oxidase. The record is from RefSeq and is a predicted model, not a curated record. Gene Ontology annotation, molecular function: polyamine oxidase activity. Lineage: Eukaryota; Metazoa; Arthropoda; Insecta; Lepidoptera; Bombycidae.